AUGUUGUCUCCAAACUCGCAUGUAGGUUGGAUGCUUGCACACAACGCCAUCCGAAUGGAGAUCGAGGAAAUGAUUCAGGCGAUGGAAGCUUCUAAGAAACGCGGCGGUAUACAGAAAUGGGAAGAAAUAGCCUGCGUCACCAAGGCGUGGAAGACUCACUAUUUGCAUAUUCACUCUCACCAUUCCAACAAAGAUGCAAUGCUUAUGCCCUAUUUGGAAACGCGAAUCAGUUAUCCCGACAAGUUGACCUCAGACCACAAGGAGCUGGUGGCCAAGCUCGAUAGAAUCAAUGCGAUUGUCGAGUCGCUCGGUCAGAAGGAAGAAGGAGACUCUGUAACGGAAGUGUUUGGUGAAUUGCGUGAAUACCAAGGACUAAUGCUUCCACACUUGAAAGAAGAAGAAGUAUCUAGAGCGUAUUUCGAGCCUCCUGAAAUUGGUGAAAUCACUCAAAGGAUACUCGCCGUGGCUCCAAAGGUCGAGAUGGGAUCAUUCAUUGUAUGUCAAGGUAUCAACGAAUUCCGCAAUGGAUUCAUGGAAUGCCCAAUUCAAACCAUGCGCUGCUGA
Molecule: messenger RNA, 564 nt
Organism: Cylindrotheca closterium
Lineage: Eukaryota; Bacillariophyta; Bacillariophyceae; Bacillariales; Bacillariaceae
Source: the annotation of a GenBank genome assembly